Thermothelomyces thermophilus ATCC 42464 is the source of this 162-nucleotide messenger RNA. RefSeq lists its product as uncharacterized. The record is from RefSeq and is a predicted model, not a curated record. NCBI's taxonomy places the organism in Eukaryota, Fungi, Ascomycota, Sordariomycetes, Sordariales, Chaetomiaceae. The annotation marks the transcript as partial. The transcript has a single exon.
GAAGAACUUAAGCAAUAUUUAGAGGAGAACCUUCGAAGAGGAUAUAUCUGCCUGUCGACAUUGCUAGCAGGCUACCUAAUCCUGUUUAUACCUAAGAAAGACGGAAAGCUAUGGUUAUAUAUUGACUAUUGGCAACUUAACGAACAGACUAUGAAAAACUGA